This is a messenger RNA of Drosophila subobscura, 1903 nucleotides long. Its product is annotated as glycine, alanine and asparagine-rich protein. NCBI's taxonomy places the organism in Eukaryota, Metazoa, Arthropoda, Insecta, Diptera, Drosophilidae. The coding region runs from base 1 to 1821 and encodes 606 amino acids. The record is from RefSeq and is a predicted model, not a curated record. The transcript has 3 exons.
AUGCGACACGCAUUUGUUGGAUUAAUUGUGUGCUGGCUGGCAGUUUGUCAACCGCAAGCGGAGGCGCAGUUUGCGGGUUUUGGCUUUCAGCCACAGCAGCAGCAGUUCUAUCAGCCCCAGCAGCAGCAAUUCUAUCAGCCCCAGCAGCAGUUGCAGCCGCGCCAACGUCCUGGGUCCGUGUCCAAGGCCAACACCAAUGCCUAUGAGCGGCAGGUGGACUUUGGCAACAAUGUGGAGUACACCCAGGGAUUGUCGAACUCGCGGGCCGUGACCCGCCAGAACGGACAGCGAACGGUGACGAACAGUCAGGCGCAGAAUCGUGACGUGGAUAUUGGUGGCCUGCAGAUUGGCAACACGCUGACACGCACCAAGACCAAUGCCAACGGAGCUGUGUCCCAGGGCAUUGCCAAUCAGUUUAGGAUCGGAAAUCUGGGUCUGGGCGCCUCGCUGUCGCCAACGAACUUGCAGCAGGGACUCGGCCUGCAGCGUGGCGCGGAUGGAGAUCUGCGUUUGGGCUUGGGUGUGCUCAGCCUGGAUCUGGAUCGCAAUGUGCCCAACUCGAAUGCGUUGACGCAGGCCCAGGUGAAUGCCCAGGGCAAGGGAGCGCGCGUCAAGUCGAACAGCAAUGCGUUGACCAACACUCAGCAAUAUGGCGGCGUUACCGUCACGGACACACGCGCCAAUUCGAAUGCCGUGGGCAAGGCGCGACGUGGACAGACUUCGGCGACCACUGGCGGAUUCGGUGGCAAUGCGGCGACCAAUGGCCAGACCUACGGCGGUCCCUUCCAGCAGCGUGUGGUGCGACAGCCCCAGCAACAGUUUGCCGUGCGGCGUCCCAAGCGUCGGGCACAGUUCGUGCCCUUUGGCUAUCCCGGCGGCGGCUUUGGCGGACCUUUGGGCUUCGAUCGUCCGCGUCGGCAGUUCGGCGGCGGCUUUGGUGGCCCACAAUUUGGUGGCGGCUUUGGUGGACAGCAGUUCGGUGGACAGCAGUUUGGUGGACCACAAUUUGGCGGUGGCUACGAGAACUUUGGACAGCCGCAGCAGCAGCAGCAGCAGCAGCAAAACAAGAAACAGAAGAACAACAAAAACCAACAGCAGCAGGCUCAAGGCAAUGCCAAUGCCCAGGGUGGACCUGGAUUCGAUCAGCAAGCAUCGACCAAUAAUCAUGCGAGCAAUGGCAACACUGGCUCCAGCAGCAUUGGCUCGAACCUUGCACAGGAUGGCAGCAGCGGGCAGGUGAGCUCCGCGAAUACCAAUCAAAUGAACACCCAAACGGCGGGCGGCUUCGACAAUACUCAGAACUCGCAGAGUCAAGCGUUGAACUUCAAUGCUGGGGAGCAGCAGGCAUCCAGUGCGAAUGCCAAUACUCAGCACACGCAGGAGGGCAACCGCGAGACUGUCGGCUCCAACAGUGGCUCCACGGCCACCAACAAUAAUCAGUUUGGUUCCUCCACGAACACGGCGCAGACGAACAGCCAAGUGGUGCGCGAGGGCAAUCGUCAGGAUGCGACCAGCGAUGCCAGCAGCCAGUCGAUAUUCCAGGGCACCGGCCAGAAUCCAGGCAAUGCCGCUGCCAACACCAAUGCCCAGACCAGCUCCCAGACGGGCCCCAAUGGUUAUGUCAGCAAUUCAGCGUCGAGCAGCGCCUCGGCCACCAGCCAAAAUGGACAAUCGGCCAAUGCCAAUGCGAAUGCGAAUGCCGGCGGUGCCGGUGGCAACGGUGCGAAUGCCGGCGCCAAUGGUGGUGCAUUCAGUGGCUUCGGCGGUGGCGCGAAUGCCAAUAGCAAUGUCUAUGGCGGCUUUGGCUUCUUUGGCCGUUAGUAGGCAGAUGAUCUCUCCAUGCAGGGAGUCGUCCCCAUUUUUCUUUGUGUAUUUUUCAUGUGUUUUUUUUGUUCUUAUUUAA